Molecule: messenger RNA, 3623 nt
Organism: Oxyura jamaicensis (ruddy duck)
Lineage: Eukaryota; Metazoa; Chordata; Aves; Anseriformes; Anatidae
Gene: SH3PXD2B
Product: SH3 and PX domains 2B
Exons: 16
Coding region: 325-2907 (860 amino acids)
Biological process (GO): superoxide anion generation
Cellular component (GO): cytoplasm
Molecular function (GO): superoxide-generating NADPH oxidase activator activity; phosphatidylinositol binding; protein binding
Source: RefSeq, a predicted model, not a curated record
UGAAGGUGCUGGACGUGCAGAAGAGGCGCAUCCCCAAUAAGCACUAUGUGUACAUUAUCAAAGUCACCUGGUCCAAUGGGUCCACAGAAGUCAUCUACCGACGGUACAGCAAGUUCUUCGACCUGCAGGUUUUACCAUUGAAAUUGAAAAGUUAAUUAAAAUGGAUACCCAUCUGCUGAUCUCUCCUUGUGGCAAGUCAUCGUUUUCCAGCUCCCCUCAUCUCCCCCUCUGGCUACCUCCAGGAAAAAGAAAAGUCCUGCUGGGGCGUCCUGGGAAGCUCCAAGGUUUCUGCAUCGCAGGCGGCUGCUUUCCACCUGCCAGCAGAUGCAAAUGCUGGACAAGUUUCCGAUGGAAGGAGGGCAGAAAGACCCCAAGCAAAGGAUCAUCCCCUUCCUGCCAGGGAAGAUCCUCUUCCGCCGGAGUCACAUCCGUGACGUUGCAGUCAAGCGCCUGAUACCCAUCGAUGAGUACUGCAAGGCCCUGAUCCAGCUGCCUCCCUACAUCUCGCAGUGUGAGGAGGUUCUGCAGUUCUUUGAGACCCGACCGGACGACUUGACGCCCCCCAAAGAGGAGCCUAUUGGGAAGAAGAAAUCUGGAUUUAUCCAGAGAACGGCCUCUUUCCUGCAGAGAGGAGCUGACUCUGCGUCGGUCGAUCCCCUGGUGCUGGAGCAGUAUGUCGUGGUGGCGGACUACCAGAAGCAGGAGAGCUCCGAGAUCAGCUUGUGCGUGGGCCAGGUGGUGGAUAUCAUUGAGAAGAAUGAAUCAGGCUGGUGGUUUGUGAGCACAUCAGAGGAGCAAGGCUGGGUGCCAGCGACCUGUCUAGAGGCCCAGGAUGGCGUCCAGGAUGAGUUCUCAAUGCAGCCUGAUGAAGUCCCGUGGAGAUACUGGUCUCUGCCCAGGCACGUUGGCCGCCGUCGGACCCUUGGGGACUUGUACACCAGUGGAUGGGGUCAAGAGGAGAAGUACACAGUUAUUUACCCAUACACUGCAAGAGACCAGGAUGAAAUGAACCUGGACAAAGGGGCUGUGGUGGAGGUGAUCCAGAAGAACCUGGAGGGCUGGUGGAAAAUCAGGUACCAGGGCCAAGAAGGCUGGGCCCCCGCCUCCUAUCUCAAAAAGGGGAAUGGAGAGAUGUUCUCGCAGAAGCUGGGAUCAGGCUCCUCCACUCAUUCCUGUGCCUUGGAUCUGGAUGGCAUUUCCCGGCAGCAGAUCGUGGCCAGCCGAGAGAAGGACGGGAUCGCCGGCCAGAGGGAUGGGAGGUUCGACAGCCGUCCCCUGCCCAACGCUGACAUCCGACGCAAGUCACCAAAGAUGCGGCAGAGACCCCCUCCUCGCCGAGAUCUCACCAUACCACGUGGUUUGAAUCUGCCUAAACCUCCUGUUCCUCCUCAAGUGGAAGAGGAAUAUUACACCAUCGCUGACUUCCAGACCACUAUCCCUGACGGCAUCAGCUUCCAGGCAGGAAUGAAAGUAGAGGUCAUUGAGAAGAACCUGAGUGGCUGGUGGUACAUUCAGAUUGAGGAGAAGGAAGGCUGGGCCCCCGCUACGUUUAUUGACAAGUACAAGAAAACCAGCAACGCGUCCAGGCCGAACUUCCUGGCUCCGCUGCCCAACGAGAUGGCCCAGCUCCGGCUGGGCGAUGCCACGGCAGAAAGCAGUGCCAGUGAGGAAGCCACGGGGCCGUGCAGACCUCUGCCCGAGGCUCCCCCCAACGGCAUGGACUGCGGUAUGAAGUGGGCCAAGGACUGGAAGGGGAAGGAGGCUACUGAGAGCAGUGACCUUGCCUUUGCCUGUGGGUAUGAGGAGAUCUCGGACCGUGAUGUGGAGGAGAAGCCCAGCCUGCCGCCCAGGAAGGAGUCCAUCAUUAAGUCGGAAGGCGAGUUACUGGAGAGGCAGAGGCCUCCUCCCAAGCCCCCAGGCAUGAUUUUGCCCAUGAUCCCGCCAAAGCAGUCAGUAGCCCCAAAAGACAGCAAGAAGCCUGAGCUGAAAUCAGAGAAAGGCAAACUCUUCCAGCUGAAAAACGAAAUGGGGCUGGAAUGUGGACACAAGGUGUCAGCCAAGGAGGUGAAGAAGCCAAACCUCCGGCCCAUUGUCAAGCCAACCAAGCCAAAACCUGAGCCCGUGGAGGACAAGCCUGAGCCAAUCACCCAGAACCCCUUCUUGAAGUCAAGACCUCAGAUCAGGCCCAAACCCACCACAGCCCCCCGGACUGACCCCCCUCCAGCUGACGAUAAACUGGACAUCUGCAGCCUGCGGAGCAAGCUGAGGCCUGCAAAGUGCCCCGAGAAACCCCCUGAGCCGGACACCGCCGCCAGCGAAAGCUCCUGCGGUAACACCACGGUCGCCCCGGAGGCUUCUGGAAGGUUUCAGGAGCGACUGAGCAUGGAGAGCAAACCCCUGCCCAAAUCUCCCCCGGGCCCAGCCAUCAUCCCAGCUGCCCGGGAGCCCGUGGCGCAGCGCCCGGUUGUGCCGCCCCGCAGGCCGCCGCCACCCAAAAAAGCGUCAUGUCCUGCCGCCGGCCCCGCGCCCGAGACCAGGGCUUCCCCGCUGCCAGGGAGACCCAUGCUGGUUCCUCCCAAAGCCAAACCCUUCCUGUCCGCUGCAAUCCAAGACGAAGCCAAAGUGAAAAGCAGCUUAGGCCCAAAGGUAAUAUCCAAGGCAGUGGAGAGAGGGGAAGCCAAGGAGAGGACGUCAGCCCCUUUCUCCAACCCGGACAUCUCCAAGGAAGCUCUCUACGUGGCAGUAGCGGAUUUUGAAGGCGACGAGGAGACCAACAGCUUUAGAGAAGGGACGUUGUUUGAAGUGCGUGAGAAGAACAGCAGCGGCUGGUGGUUCUGCAAGGUCCUGACUGGGGGCCCUUGCUGGGAGGGCUGGAUCCCUUCCAACUACCUGCGGAAGAAGCCAUAGCCUGUCCUCUGUUUACAUGGUUGGAGGUUCCCCGUUCUCCCACCUGAGUAUUUAAUUAGCCUAUUAAUUUAUAGUUUUCCAUAAGGCUGGCUUUAAAAAAAGAAAUAAUAAUAAUUGAGAUACCACACAUUCCAGCUGGUGCCCUUUGCAGGCAGCAUGCUUGCCCCUCGCAGCCCGGCCUCCUGCUCCCACUGCGUCCCACCGAGCUCCUGCUCUCCCUUGGCUGGCUGCCACGGGCUGCCCUGGCCACGCUUUGUGGUGUCUGGGCCCCAGCAUGGUUCCCCAUGGUUCUCCGUGCUGGGGAAGUAGACCUCGAUAGGUGGUUUUUGCCACCUGUUCGGGGAAAUCAAGAGGCGGCAGCAGCCAGGGAGAGUAAUGCAGCUCGGCCCUGGUACCAGCGAAGGAAAUCUGGCCUCAUGGAGGGAUCUGGUUUUCCCUGAGGCUCAGGGUCCAGGUUGAAUGUUGUACGUCACAUUGCUUAGUCCAAAUGUGUAGCAGAGUCAUAGGAGAUGUGGCAAAAAAAGAGGGACGAUUGCUCAGAACAGGGUCCCUGUAACUCUGCGUGCAUGUGCAGCCACGACUGCACGCCGGGGGCCAGGUGCUGCGCUCCACGCUCUGCCUUGCUUUCCCCUGCACACGUCAUGGGACAGUCCCAUGGUCCUUCCCCACUCUGCAAUGACAAGUGUUAACUUAAACAUCCUUCUGGUGGGAAAAAA